Molecule: messenger RNA, 1746 nt
Organism: Echinops telfairi (small Madagascar hedgehog)
Lineage: Eukaryota; Metazoa; Chordata; Mammalia; Afrosoricida; Tenrecidae
Product: RNA-binding motif protein, X-linked 2-like
Exons: 2
Coding region: 1-684 (227 amino acids)
Source: RefSeq, a predicted model, not a curated record
AUGCGUCGCAAGGCGGGUGGUAACCACUGUGGUAACCACAGUGAAGUCCCUGAGCACACAGCAUCUUCCCUCUCCCAGCAUGGGAGCAGUGAUUUCACAGGAGCCCGCUCUUUGUUUUCUCACUUGCCUCAUUUGCUUCUCUCUUCUCUAGACAAAAAGGAAAAAAAGAAAAGAAAGAAAGCCAAAGAGAGGCCUGAGCGGGAGGUCCUGGCUGAGCCACUGCCCUCCUCUUCCUCACCCAGCAUCAAGGUGAUACCGGAGGAACCAGGCUUGAAAAAGCACUACAGCAAGAGCUCCAACAGGGCGCCCACGGCAGAGGCCAGAGAGGGCCGGAAGCAGCAGCCCAGCUCUCCAGACGGACGACGGGCAGCAGACCCAGAGAGGAAGGAGAAGCCCAGGAUCGAACCUAAGUCUUCCAGCAAGAGGGAAGGAAAAGAGGACAAGAGCCGGGAUCGGGAUGGGGACCGGAGAUGGGACCGGGAUCGGGACCGGGACCAGGGCCAGGGCCGAAGCACAGACACUCAUCCUGGCUGGCCCAGCAGUCGGUCGGAAGGGCGGAGUCACAGGAGCCGGAGCCGGGAUCGGGCGUACAGGCACAAGAGGUCCUGGCAUUCCCAGGGUGGUGAGGGCUCCAUCCCGGGGGCCGCUGACCCUCGGCCUGCUCAGCCACAUAGGAGAGUGUGAAGUGAACUGGAAUCCGAUUUCAGUUACACUUUCUGUGUGUACUGUUUUCACUGUAGAAGGUCUCUGGGGUGGUGUGCUUCUUUCCGGGUAUCCGUCAACAGGAGAGGGACGCAGGUCCAACAGCCAUGAGUCCAGGCUUAGCCAAGUAGGACCCUUGAGCCACCAGACCCCAAUGCAUGACAAGAUGGCCAGGAAAGAAGCUAGUAGGCAGAAUCCUAGAAUCCUGCCUUUAAAGCCCCACCUUCACAGUGGGCAGGUAGAACAGGAGGAAGAGGCGAUAGUACUGGGCAAGGACAAGGACAGCUGUGUUGCGACUGUUGAGAUCAGCUACCCCGUCCUUCCAGCUUGUUUUUACACAUUUUGAAAUUUUUGUUUGUUUUGCUGCAUAGAUCUUUCUCACCCCUCCGUGUAUUUUUCACUUCACAUGAAACAGCUCAUGAAAGCAGUGAUCAAUCCAUUCCUCAAACUGCAACUCCCACCUCUGUUCAGCUCAACACAUUUUCAUCACCACAGAAAGCAGCUCUGUGUACCCUUGGUACUCCCUCCUGCCUCCUCAGCCCCUGGUCCCCACCCAUCUGCUUUUCAUUUUUGGUCUCUGUGUAUGUCCUAUCCCUGGAGACCACCGAGAAGUGGAACCAUACUGUGCCGGCACAGUGCUUCAGCAUUGGGCUGCUAACCAAAAGGGCAGUGCCAGCCCCCCAGUGGCUCUGCAGGAGAAAGGUGGCAGUCUGCUUUGGUCAAGACUGACAGCCUUGGAAACCCUAUGAGAAUGUUCUAUCCUGCCCUCUAGGGUUUAGGAGUCGAGUGGACCUGGCAACAACAGGUUGGCUUACUGGUUCCUGUACUCAGCCUGAUGUGCUGUGGCUGUUAUCAGCUCUCCCUCUCAUGACUGCAUCAUCAGAACUCUAUCCAGAACCCCACUGCCCUUGAGGUAUUCUGCGGUGGUACAUCUGAUUUGGGGUAUAUGUCCUUCGUUUUAUAGUCUUCAGUGAUUACAUCUGGUGGUUUUUCAUUUUAUUUAUUUUUAAUAAAUUCAUAAGUGUUUUACACUUUUUGCUCUCA